Melanotaenia boesemani (Boeseman's rainbowfish) is the source of this 2638-nucleotide messenger RNA. RefSeq names its product carbonic anhydrase IV a (gene ca4a). Lineage: Eukaryota; Metazoa; Chordata; Actinopteri; Atheriniformes; Melanotaeniidae. The record is from RefSeq and is a predicted model, not a curated record. Gene Ontology annotation, cellular component: plasma membrane. Gene Ontology annotation, molecular function: carbonate dehydratase activity; zinc ion binding. Bases 245 to 1165 code for a protein of 306 amino acids. The transcript has 8 exons.
ACUCAACCAGCAUGACAGUAAUGAUUGCGUUACUUAUAGCGUCCUCGCACCAGGAGUCCCAUUGAUUGGCCGAUUCACACCGGAGCGCUCAUCAUUGCAGGGCUUUAUUAGAGGCGAUGCCCAAAGAGGGAGGGGCUACACUUUCUUUCCUGUCUGUGCAUGGUGAUAGAUAAGUAUAAGACCCCCCCGCAAGAAUGCGAUCACAUUGGGAAAAAACAAGCCAUUGUGUUGUCUUUCCUGCAACAUGCAGCAGCUGGUGAUCCUUCUCCUGGCAUCUUUCUGGUCAGUCUGCUUAGCAGGGACAGACUGGUGCUAUCAGUCCCAAUUUACCUGUGAACAUCAGUGCAAUGCACCAGAAAAGUGGGACCAUGUCAACAAAGACUGUGGAGGAACGAAACAGUCGCCCAUCAACAUCGUCACCAGAAAAACACUUAAAGAUGAACGUCUGACUCCUCUACUGUUUGAAAACUACCAGCAUAUCUUCCAAAGCACCAUAAAAAACAACGGCCACUCAGUUGAGGUUGGGGUUCCUCAUCACAGCACCAUCUCAGGUGGAAAUCUUCCAAACACCUACAAAGCUGUGCAGUUCCACCUGCACUGGGGCAACAAGGGAGGGCCCGGCUCUGAACACACUAUCGACGGGGAGCAGUAUCCCAUGGAGCUACACAUCGUUCACAUGAAGGUCCACUACACUGAUCUGAAUACAGCACUGAGAGAUCCAGAGGGAGUAGCAGUUCUUGGAUUUUUCUAUGAGAAGUCCAACAGUGUAAAUCGGAAGUAUGAGCCCAUCAUCAGUACGCUGCAAAGCAUAGCUGCUACAAAUGGUAACUCAUCUCUGCGUUCCAUCUCCCUGGCACAGCUGAUCCCAUCUGAGCAAAAUCUGACAUCCUACUACCGUUACAAAGGCUCUCUGACCACUCCAGGGUGCACAGAGUCUGUGAUUUGGACUGUGUUUGAAAACACGAUCCCUUUGAGCAAUGAACAGUUGAUAGCUUUUUCUGAGCUCCAGUUCCAUGAUGGCAGGCCGAUGGUGGGAAACUUCCGGCCUGUCCAGCCCCUAAACGGUCGACAGGUGUACCACUCGGGAGGUACUGUGGUCCUGGUCAGCUCUGCCCUCCUUGUGGCUGCUGUUGCCAUGGCGUUGGGUCUGUCUCUACCUAAUUAGAACAAGGCAUCCCUUGCUGCACUGCGACAUCCAUGGACACAAACAAUUCUGUAUCAAUCCUCAACUGAGCCUUGGCUUCUAACAUUUCAAUGCAUGGUUGCUAAGAUGAAGGACCACGUCGUAGUGCAGGGAUCGCCCACCUGGUGUUCCUCCCCUUAUGACACAGAUGACAAAGGCGUUCGAAAGAAAGGCCUUAUGAGAGGUGCUGUAAGGGUUCAAUCAGCAUUCAUGCAUGUGUAGUGAAGCAGUAAGUCUUAUUUCAGCAUUACGAAUGUGCCAUAAAGCAGUUUUCCAGGCACUCAAAAUGAUUACUCGACCUCUACACCAAGAUCCUUUAGUAAUGUUGUAAUCAUAGCCUCAAUCAUGACAACAAUACACACAUCCACCCUGUCCAAUGUCAGGUAAAUUUAGUCUCUGUUAAUGCCUGAGUGAGUUGCCAAUGGUUUGAGCUUGGAGUGUGGAUGUCGGCCUAUGACCUGCCAAGUGAUGUGUUGUUCUUAAUGGAGCAUGUAAAUGGCAUGCAGUUAAAAAUAGCAGAACUUAGUUAUAAAAACAAGUUCCAUAUCAAAGCCAGCGGUCAAAGGAGUCAGAAGUUUGGCUUUUCUCUUUAAGUCCAGCAGCACACAGGAUUCCUGCCAGGUAAAAUUCUUCCAGCCAUUCUGCUGAUUUGGGAAAUCCAUGAAGAACAGCUGUUUGAUGUUCUGAGUACAAAGCUGCAACCUCUCCUCCUAGAGUCACCUGAGGCAAAGAUAAAGAUGCAGAGAUGCUAACAGGGAGUCACAAGGAGAGUGACUAGAGCAUGAGGAUGCAACCAACACAUUUCCUUAAACCGGCUUCCGUAUCUUCAUGCAUCUCAUAGAUGAAUUGCAUGAAUCUGCAUGUCUUGAUGUUCCAGAUGUUAAUCAUAAGCUAUAUGACUGUUAGUGUGAAGCUGCACACACAAAACUGAGCUCAUCAAAUUUUGUUUUCCCAUAAAUGACCCAUAUCAUUUCAGUGAGCUUACUUUAAAACAUGAAACUGUGUUCAUGACUUGGCUCUCAGAGGCACUGAAUGUCAUCGACUGUGAGUUUGACCACGCUGAGUUCUCACUCAUUUAUUCAGAGGACUUGUUAAGUAUUCUUGUGAGAGAUCUGUGCAAUUUAUUCCGGCAAGAUUUGUUGUGAUGAUCGAGCAAGGAAUCUCUAUUUUCCUGUAUUUUCACAAGAUGUGAAGUUAUAUUUCUAUGGUGUGUCAUUGUACACGUGUAUUUAUGUACUGAAUGUGUAUUUUGAAAUGAGACGCACUGGUAUUGUUAUUUAUGUAUUGCAAAGUUUAUAUAGGAUGCAAACCCAUAUGAGGCAUCAACUUGUUCUUGACCAGUCGAGUUCACUGAUGAUGUUGAAAUGUAUGAGACUAUCAGCUCAUAAUGCUUGAAAGUGUCAGAUAAUGUGGAGAAUGUGUUUAAACUGAACAAUAAACUACAUGCCUUUUUAA